AUGACAACCUCGACCCCCGCUACCCUCCUCCCGAAAGACGACGGCGCGUUCGCGUACCGCGGCGUGAUGCUCGACGUCGCCCGCCAUUUCGUGCCGCUCGCCGAGAUCCGGCGCCUGCUCGACGGCAUGCAGCUGCUCAAGCUCAACGUGCUGCACAUCCACCUGACCGACGACCAGGGGUGGCGCUUCGAGUCGCUCAAGUGGCCCAAGCUGACGACUGUCGGGGGCACGCGCAGCCAGACAGUCGUCGGCCUGCCGGGCAACUACGGCAGCGAGGACCUGCACCCGGAGAACUACAAGAACGUGUACGACGGCAAGCCGCACUCUGGCUUCUACACGCAGGCCGAGCUGCGCGAGCUCGUCGCGCACGCCAAGACGAAGGGCGUGACGAUCGUCCCCGAGAUCGACAUGCCGGGCCACAUGCGCGCCGCGCGCGCGGCGUACCCCGAGCUCGGGUACGACGGCGUGCAGUGGGGCGUCGGGACUGGGUGGGGCGUGUACCGUGAAGUCCUGCGCGUCGACGAGCCCGGCCUCCAGUUCUGCCGCGACAUCCUCGGCGAGGUGUGCGACGUGUUCGACUCGCCGUACAUCCAUAUCGGCGGCGACGAGUGCCCCAAGAUCGAGUGGAUCGACUCGCACGUCGCCAACAAGCAGGUCAAGGAGCUCGGGCUCGACGAGAAGAAUAUCGAGGAGUACGACAAGCUCCAGCGGUGGUUCACCGCGCAGAUGGCGACGUUCCUCGCCUCGCGCGGGCGCAAGCUGCUGGGCUGGGACGAGAUCAUCGACGGCGGCGUGCCCGGCGACUGUGUGGUCAUGGCGUGGCGCAGCUGGACCAAGCCGGCCGAGCGCGCAGUCAAGCUCAACGUGCCGAUCGUGCAGGCGCCCACCACGCUGUACUUUGACCACGCGCACGGCGCGGCCGCCAACGAGCCGCUGUCGAUCGGCGACGGCGCGACCCUGCAAGAGGCGUACGAGUACGACCCGCUCGCGGGCGUCGAGGACAAGCCCGAGCUCGUGCUCGGCCUCCAGGCGCAGCUGUGGUCCGAGUACAUCCCCACGACCGAGCACCUGUGGUACAUGGCCUUUCCGCGCCUCAUCGCCGUCGCAGACAUCGGGUACUACGGCGCUAAGCGCGCGCCGUGGGCAGAGUUCCGCGCCGGCCUGGAGGAACGCGUCAAGGCGCUCGCGGCGCUCGGGCUCGUCGGGCGCCCGCUGGACAAGGAGUAG
Vanrija pseudolonga is the source of this 1227-nucleotide messenger RNA. RefSeq names its product Beta-hexosaminidase. Gene Ontology annotation, biological process: carbohydrate metabolic process; glycosaminoglycan metabolic process. The transcript has a single exon. The coding region runs from base 1 to 1227 and encodes 408 amino acids. Gene Ontology annotation, cellular component: membrane. Lineage: Eukaryota; Fungi; Basidiomycota; Tremellomycetes; Trichosporonales; Trichosporonaceae. Gene Ontology annotation, molecular function: beta-N-acetylhexosaminidase activity. The record is from RefSeq and is a predicted model, not a curated record.